AUGUCAAAUAUAAAAAAUCAACCUUUUUUAGGUGUUUCUUGUAAAAGAGAAUUUAGAACUUGCCAAGGUAUAAAAAUGUGUAAAUUUGCUUCAAAUCAAAUAAUUGAGGGUAUUCAUACUGAAGUUGAUUUUGAUAAUAAAUAUUAUAAAGAAUUAUUUAAUCAAGAAGAUUAUAAUUCUCAUGAAUUUGCUUUAUGUCAAUUUGUUACUGCAUAUAAAUCUCCUUGUAUUUCUAUUAAUUCUAUACAAAUACUUAUUGUAAUGGAAAUCCAAUUUUAA
Messenger RNA from Funneliformis geosporum, 279 nucleotides. The record is from the annotation of a GenBank genome assembly. NCBI's taxonomy places the organism in Eukaryota, Fungi, Glomeromycota, Glomeromycetes, Glomerales, Glomeraceae.